Molecule: messenger RNA, 2358 nt
Organism: Chaetomium strumarium
Lineage: Eukaryota; Fungi; Ascomycota; Sordariomycetes; Sordariales; Chaetomiaceae
Product: VTC domain-containing protein
Exons: 3
Coding region: 1-2358 (785 amino acids)
Biological process (GO): vacuolar transport; vacuole fusion, non-autophagic; microautophagy
Cellular component (GO): vacuolar transporter chaperone complex; fungal-type vacuole membrane
Source: RefSeq, a predicted model, not a curated record
AUGAAGUUCGGCGAGCAGCUGCGGUCAAGCGUUAUCCGCGAAUACCAAUGGUACUACAUCGACUAUGACGGCCUCAAGGCCGAUCUCAAGCGGCCCAGCGGGCGCUUCCAGCCCGCCGACGGCAACGGCAACGGCGACAGCACGCAGCCCGGCAAGCCGCCGCGCCGCGAGUGGACCGAGGACGAUGAGAGCCGCUUCGUGAGCAAGCUCGAGGCGGAGCUCGAUAAAGUGCACACCAAGCAGCAGGUCAAGGCCAUGGAGAUCUCGCGCCGCAUUGCCGUCAGCGAACGCGAGGUCCGCGAUGUCGUCAACCGCCUUAACGAGCGCGGGCUCGGCCAGGAAGGCCCCAGCGAGGAGGAGUUCAUGAUGCUGGAGGAAGACCUUAGCGACAUCAUUGCCGACGUCCACGAUCUGGCCAAGUUUGUGCAGCUCAACUACACGGGGUUUUACAAGAUCAUCAAGAAGCACGAUAAAAUGACAGGGUGGCAUCUGAGACCCGUUUUCGACACUCGGCUCAAGGCGAAGCCGUUUUACAAAGAGAACUACGACGCCUCGGUUGUGAAGCUGUCGAAGCUCUACGACCUGGUUCGGACGAGAGGAAACCCGGUCAAGGGCGAUAGCGCGGCCGGAGGAAGCCAGGGCAGCUUCAUCCGGCACACUACGAAAUACUGGGUCCAUCCCGACAACGUGACGGAGCUGAAGCUAAUCAUCCUGAAGCACUUGCCCGUACUGGUGUUCAACGCGGGCAAGGAGUUCGAGGAGGCGGACUCGGCCAUCACUUCCAUAUACUACGACAACCCGGACACGUGGGACCUGUACGAGGGGCGGCUGAAGAAGACAGAAGGUGCCGAGGCGAUCCGGCUGCGUUGGUACGGCGGCAUGCAGACCGAGACGAUUUUUGUCGAGCGCAAGACGCACCGAGAGGACUGGACGGGCGAAAAGUCGAUCAAGGCGCGGUUCUCGCUGAAGGAGAAGAACGUGAACGCCUAUCUGCGUGGCGAGCUCCUCCCGGCGGCCAUCUUCGAGAAGGCGCGGAAAGAGGGCAAGAAGUCCGAGAAAGCCAUUGCCGAGGACGAGAGGCUGGCGCGCGAGAUCCAGUGGUCCGUUCUCAAGAAGGGCUACAAGCCGGUAUGCCGGUCGUUCUACCACCGCACCGCUUUUCAGCUGCCCGCCGAUGCGCGCGUGCGUAUCUCGCUCGACACCGAGCUCACGAUGGUCCGCGAAGACAACCUCGACGGCGUGAAGAGGUCGGGCGACAACUGGAGGCGCAUGGACAUUGGCAUCGACUACCCCUUCUCGCAGCUGCCGCCCGGGGAUGUGGUUAGGUUCCCCUAUGCUAUUCUCGAGGUCAAGCUCCAGACACAGCUCGGCCAGGAGCCCCCAGAAUGGGUGCGCCAGCUGACCUCCAGCCACUUGGUGGAAGCGGUGCCCAAGUUCUCGAAGUUUAUCCACGGUGUGGCCUGCCUAUUCCCCGACAGGAUAAACCUGCUCCCGUACUGGAUGCCGCAGAUGGACGUCGACAUCCGGAAGCCGGUGACGCACGAUUUCGGCAUCAAGAGGUUAGAGCACUCGACAACGACGUCGUUAACGGACGACGAGGAUGACGAGUAUGACUCGGACGAUGAGCACCGGCCCGCGACUGCUGGGGGACAAACUGGCGAGUCUAGCGCUGCAGCGGCGAGGAACGGACAGGCGGCAGUCCGGGCGACGGAUCUCGAGGACCAGACCGCCGACCAACCGACGGGCGAGGAUACCUACCUCUACGACUCGGACGACGAGGAUGAUGAAGACAGGCUGGAGGAGGCGCGGAGAGUUGGCGGCUGGACAUACUACCAGACGCGCAUUUCCACGUCGGCGAACGCUGCCCUCCGCGGCACGUGGUCGUUGCUCAAGGCCCUGGCGCCGCGGCCACGGUCGACGCCGAUGCCGCGCAACGCGAGACUGGAAUCGCUGCUCGGGUCAGGGGAGAUCCAGCAGAGGCGGUUCAAGGCGCCCAAGGGCAAGAAGAUCUACGUUCCCGUGCGAGUCGAGCCGAAGGUGUAUUUCGCUGCCGAGAGGACGUUCCUGUCAUGGCUUGAAUACUCCAUCUACAUCGGCACCAUCGCCGUGACACUCCUCAACUUCAGCACCAAACAGGGCAACGCGGCGUCGUUUGUCGCCGCGGGCGCCUUCACGCUGCUCGCGCUCAUGUCGCUGUGCUACGCCGUCGUCAUCUACCUGUAUCGCAGCAAGGCCAUCCGCAUGCGCAAGACGGCUCGCUACUACGACAAGUGGGGGCCGAGCGCGCUGUGUGCUGCGCUGUUCGUGGCGGUCGCGCUGAACUUUGCUAUGGAGGGGAAGAGUAGGCAUGUCUGGUAG